Molecule: messenger RNA, 4391 nt
Organism: Eurytemora carolleeae
Lineage: Eukaryota; Metazoa; Arthropoda; Copepoda; Calanoida; Temoridae
Exons: 12
Coding region: 40-3396 (1118 amino acids)
Biological process (GO): positive regulation of double-strand break repair
Molecular function (GO): protein binding
Source: RefSeq, a predicted model, not a curated record
AUAUUUUUAUAUUUCAGAUGAUCCAAAUCUAGGUUAAAAAUGUCUGUAUCUAGUCCGGAGAAGACGAAGGUUUAUAAGAAGAAAAGAAGUUCCAAACAGAGUCUGUUUUCAGAAGCUAAACUGGAAAGGGUGAGUAAAAAACUGAAGCUUGACUUUGCUUCCGACACUGAAGAUACAGAUAUCGAUGACUUCGAACCCUUACCACCAUUAAACCUCGAGAAGAUCUAUAUUAAAGGAACACACUCCAAGAAGGAAAAAUCUGAAGAGGAGAAAAAGUUGUACCAGGAAGAAAAAUUGAAGAAAGAAGAGGAAUUGAAGCUCGAGGAGAAUGAGUUGAAUAUAAAGCUGGAGAAAUACCGAGGGACGGGAGUAGGUUCGCUGAGUGAGGAGGAGUGGUUGAAGAUGACCGAACUUGGAGAUAGGUUGGAUGAGAUCUAUAGGAUACGGUAUAUUGAGGCGGAGUUCGGAGAUGGUUUCCUGGAACAGGAGGUGGAGGAGGAGGGGGAACUAGAAUUCCUUGGUUGCUGUGAUAGAGAGUUUAAGCGAUCAGAUAUAUCAGACGAUGAAGCAGUUCGUGAGUAUUCUGUAGUUGUAUCUGAGGAGAUCUGGGAGGAUGGUGAUGAUGAUGAUACUAGACCUACCGAAGAUGUGUCACUCAACAAUAUUGCUGAACCUAAAGUUGAAGAGAAUAGAACAGUUGCCCCAGCUCCUGUCUAUGCUAACUUUUCAGUAUCAGUUAAAUUGGAUAAAGUUUUAGAAGAUUUAUCUGACAGCGAUGAUGAAGAUUCAGCUGUAAUAGAGAAAUCUGAGAACCUAGAUCAGAAUGAAACCAUGAAUAAAUCUGAUGAGUUAAGCCCAGUAUCUAGUCCCUUAUCCCUUCAAGAUAAGAACUGUAACACUACGAACAAAGACGAGAUUGAUAUGAGUAUGUGGGAUCCGUACGAAAAUUCGAGCAUUGGGUACUUUCUCGUUGCUCAUUACUUAGCUUGCAGUAGGUGGGCUAAGAUCAACCGACUGGAUUUAAACUUCACAGGAAUUGUUAUGUCAGUUGAGACCAGUUGUCUGUUUGGUCGGGAUAUGCUGAAAGAAAAUCCUCUCCUGGAUCCUAAACACUCCAGUUGUGUUCUAAAUCCUUGGAAGAUUCGAAACCACAAAAAUGCUUUAGCUCAUUCUACUGCUGGAUUGGAAAUGGAUCUAGAAGGACGGAAAAUGAUCACUGCUCCAGUUUGUGUUAAUUUCUGGACAUUUCUUACCGCGGAUGAUGGACUAGAAGAUGUCCCACUGGAGUUUGGAGAUGGUUGGAUUGAACUAGUUGACGUGUUCAUGCAAACAAUCAAUCCAGAGACAUAUGCACCACCGUCCGUUAUACACAGGAUAAUGAUUGAAGGGUUGAGAGACUAUCCUGAACCGUUUGUGAGAUAUAUUGUUUACUCAGCUCUCGACCACACCUAUAAAUGUCUCAGUCCUGGACCAUCUGAUCUGUUCGGGAGUAAUUACUACCUGGAAAUGAUGAAUCCUGCUAAACCAGGGAAAAUGAAACCUGGAAUACAAGAUGAGAAUACUCCUUGGACCUUUCUCAACGAGCUCACAGAGCUUUGUGUAAAUUUUAUUCCUGAUAGCAGUAAAUCUUAUACGAGGAAGAUUUCCGACGAAGUAGAUGAGGAGAUAAUACCUGAUCCUAUCUGGGAUACUCCAGGGCCUUUUCUCCUACUGGAGUUCUGGACCUGUAUCCUGGACCGGGACCUCAAGGAUUGGUUUGAUCUCUACUGUAGACAGGAACAGAUAUAUUUUAGAGGAGUAGAACGUCCUUUAAUAGCUCGAGUCUUCUUCUUUACCGGAGAAGUUCGUUGGAACCGGAGAUGUGAGAGUUUUUGUAAACUUUAUGUUGCAGGGCUGGGUAGACCAGCGGAAAUGUAUGCUAGGACUUGUAUCAGGAAGCUCGUUGGUUUACUUGCUCAGACUCUAUGUCUAGCAGAGAAGAUGAAGAUUGAAAGGAUUAGUCCAGAAUCUGAGCUAAACCUUUACAAAAACCAGAUGGCAAGAUGUAUUGCUAACAAUCUCUUUGAAGAGAAAAUCUCUGACAAUGAACUGGUGAGAAAAGAACUGUUUCUCCUUGAACCCUCUUGGUUAAGUUCCGCUGUAUCAACCAUCUAUCUGGGACGGUUAACCGGAGCUCACUUUAACCUCUUUCCAACCUUGACAGAUGUCAUGAACAAUUUUGUCACUGUUGGGAUACAAGAAGAGGAUAAUAAUGAGGAAGAUGAGGAAGAAAUUAGUUCUCCUGUUACUGAACCGAUAACUAGGAUAACUCCAAUCAAAGAAAACAUAGAACCAAACUCGCCUAACGUCAAGGCAAGAUCUAAAUCAGCAUUGAAACCCCGGAACACACCCAACAACAGUUCUCCAACGCCGUCCAAACCUCCUCAGAAGAUAAAUCUAAAUUACAAAAACCAGUACGGAGAGAGACAUAUACAUCUUGCAUGCAAGAAGAAUGAUGUACAGAAACUACGCUUAGUUCUUAAUACACCAGGUGUUGAUGUUAAUGUACCUGAUAAUGGCGGUAACACUGCUUUGCACGAAGCAGUUAACAGCGACAGCAUCGAGGCAGUAAAGUUGCUUUUAAACUUUGUUCCUCAUGUAACCUUGGACAAAUUUUUCAGUAUAACUCCUAAGAAAGGAUCACAAAGUGUUGGGAAGAAGAACAACUACGCAGAUCUUCUUGCUCUGGAUCAACACAAAGAAAGUCCUAUUAUCUAUGCUGUUCAAUUGGAUAGAGUUGAGAUCCUAAAAUACAUUCUAGAAUUCCUACAGGAGCAAGAGAAGAAGAAAUCAUCUAAAUUCCCUAAACUAUCCAAGGUUUUUGAGAUCAGCUCCGAAUCCCCAUCUAGUCUUUUAAGCAAAGCAACGAGUGAGCCUAUGAAGGAUUUAUUGGAUAAGUAUUACAAUAUUGUCAAAUCCUCUGGUGUUUCAAUCAUGAAAAUCCAUCCAACUGAGCCAAUACCACUAGCUCUAGUCAAAUCUGAGCGGUAUCAAAUACUCUUGAAAAACUCACUCCACAGAUAUUUUGGAGCACAAAACAUGUACCUAUGUUAUCGACUGUGGAAGACUGGAUACAAGUAUGAAGAGUUCAAACCGGAGAGGAUUCAGCAGCUUCUAGCAGAGGAGAAGGAGGUAGUUGUACAUGAGGAUCUGAAACGGUUUGAACCCAUCGACUACAAAGAUUCUUUUGUAAGAUUUCCUUUCGGGAACCCUCCAAGGUUUGAUGUGUUUAGGCCGCAUUCUACCAAAGCUGAUGAUCUCAAGAUUCUGGAGAACUUGAAGUACCACGAGCAAAAGUUACCAAAUCUAGUUGAUCCGAGGAAUCCUAUCUUAUCAUUUAGAGACAUGCAUCUCUAGAUCUUUGUCAUUCACACGAUCUUCCCUCAUUCACAUGAGAUUACGAAAUACAGGCUCAACAUAUUUAGCGACAAUUGCAAUAGUUACAAAUCUUAACGUUCUAUAAAUGUAAUGUUCAAUCAGCAUUUUCAGUGCAUAAUAAUGCUAUAACUUGACCAGAUCGGUAAUUUUAUUCUAUCUGUCUCUAGUUGAUUCCCAACCCUAUUCCUCCUCUUCUUCUUGUCUUUUGAAUUUGCUAAAUCCAACAAAUUUCUUUUCAAUCAAUUCAACCAGUUUUUAGUCUUAACGUUGUGCUAAAAACAUUUUCAUUUUACUAUUUUUUUCAUGAUUAAAGUGACCAUUUAUUUGUAGAGUGCCAUGUGUUCGUUUCCUAACGGUACCAUUUAGCCCUUUUCGGCUUAAUAAUGAGAAAGAUAUCUAUGUCUUUCGGUUUGUUAAUUUUACCUCACAAUAUAAAUCAACAAGUAAUUUUUUUAUAUAAAAACCGCAAUUAGAAAUAAUAGAUUUGAGAUAGCAAAUACAAACAUAACUCACUUUUGCUCAUACCAAGGUUCAAAGUUAAGAUCACUUUAAAUCAAGUCAUGUGACAAGCUCAAAGCAAUGAUCAGUAUUCAGUAUUUUAUAAUUUAAAGUUCUACAGUUUUAAUACGUUGUCUUUCUCUACAUCUUUACCUUCGAAUACCUUUAUGAACAAACCCUUGAUAAGUAAAAGCCGUUUCAGAAAAGUUUUUAUAUUUAUUUUUUAUUUUUUGGUGCAAAGUAUCAUGAUCACUAAGCCAUAUCAUAGGACUAACAUAGGACUAAAAUUAAAGUGUCAUCCCUUUCGGGUAACUCCGUAUUUUUAAAAGAUGUUGAAGCUAUAACUGUUAAUUUGAAUGUUCAUAAAGAAACCCCUAACGAGCUUACUAUGUACAUACUCUUUGAAGUUGUUUUUUUGCGAAAUCACUUUGUACUUCCAAAGAUUUUUUUAAAUAAAAAAAUAUUUCUUUAUGUAA